Suillus fuscotomentosus is the source of this 351-nucleotide messenger RNA. RefSeq lists its product as uncharacterized. The record is from RefSeq and is a predicted model, not a curated record. NCBI's taxonomy places the organism in Eukaryota, Fungi, Basidiomycota, Agaricomycetes, Boletales, Suillaceae. The coding region runs from base 1 to 351 and encodes 116 amino acids. The transcript has 2 exons.
AUGGCUUGGGAAAUCUAUGCGAGUGAAGAACACUUGAAGUUCCUUCACAUGGUUCUUGAAGAUCAAGGUGAAAGAUAUGCCAGUGCUGGCAGUGAGCCUUUUGGCACGUCAGUUGAAGGGCUCGUUAGCUGUAGUGAGGAGGAACUUAAAGAUCGGAUAGACUUCGGUGUCGCUGCAUACAGCCAUGAUGUAACAUCAUUCGCUGUUGGAGACACACAGUUGGAUUACCUCGAGAAUACAUACUCAGACGAAUCCGAUGACUCUGGCAUCGCUCUCACGCACUCGGAAGAAGACCGAUCCAGGGGUGAGACAUUAAGAACUGCAGCAAUUUCAUCACCGUGUAACAGCUAA